Cydia fagiglandana is the source of this 1166-nucleotide messenger RNA. RefSeq names its product ribonuclease kappa-B. The transcript is spliced from 3 exons. The coding region runs from base 95 to 394 and encodes 99 amino acids. Gene Ontology annotation, biological process: nucleic acid metabolic process. The record is from RefSeq and is a predicted model, not a curated record. Gene Ontology annotation, molecular function: RNA endonuclease activity. NCBI's taxonomy places the organism in Eukaryota, Metazoa, Arthropoda, Insecta, Lepidoptera, Tortricidae.
UCAUGUGAGAGAACAUCCAUUUUUUGACACUAGCUGACAGGUUUUGGUCGAUAAUUCCCGUAUAUUUGUUCGUAUAUCCUUAAUAACGAACAAAAUGGGUUUCACAAUCUGCGGCCCUAAACUGUCCCUAUGUGGGCUUGUAUUGAGCGUGUGGGGGAUCAUCCAGUUGACUCUGAUGGGCGUUUUCUAUUAUAUCAGAGCAGUAGCCUUAUUGGAGGAUCUUCCCCUUGAAGAAGGAGCACAUGAUAGCAUUGAGCAUUUCAUUACAGAAGUGGAAACUGGAUAUGAUCAGAAUGCCUACAACUGCUGGAUUGCGGCUCUGCUCUAUGUUAUCACGCUGGUGAUCUCUGGACACCAAUUCUGGAUGAACAACCGUUCCUCAGUUAACAUGUAAAUACUAUAUUGGUGUGAAAGUGUUAUCGCUGAUGUUUCUAUCAAUGCUCGAAACCGGUUUUUUCUUCAUACAAAAAAUACCGGUAUUAUUACGUUCUUUUUCGUUCUUUCCAAUUAUUUUUGAUGGGUCAAUCUAAUAAUACGAACUCAUUACUUAAAUACAUGAUUCAGUCCUACGGAAAGAGCAUAAAGUUAUUAAAAAUAUUAGGCUAUUUUGGGAUUAAAAAAAAACCGGUUCCGAGCCCUGGUUUCUAUAUUUCACAUUGGUGACAGACAUUCAACUCCAAUAGUGAAUUCUAGAAACACAGACAUGUGUUGCAUAACUGCUCUUAGCAACUCCAUUCCAUUAAUAAUUUAUUGAAUGAGUAUUUGAAUCUUGUAAACAUAGUCAGAGGUGUAGAAAAAAACUCAUUUUGAAAUGUUUUACAAUUCAAAGACACCCGUGAUGUCAGAGCAUUAUACUUACCACCAAAUUGUAAUAUCAUAAUUUCUAAUCAAUAUAAAUGAUAGGUACCCUUUAAGUGGAGAUGUUCUUUUGUUUCUUGGAAAUGUUCUAUUGUAUAGUCUCAAACAUUUAACAAUUAUAAUUCAUAAAAUAAUUUAUUUAAAAAGAAAAUCCACUCUUCGAAAUCAUUUAAACCAACAUGGCAAACUUGUGGAAGUUUAUUAUAAUAAGUAUUAUUACUCCUUAUUGCUGUUAAAUUGUACAUACCAAUAUACAUUGUACAUUAUGAAAGGCUUAGUUUUUCUUGAAUAAAGAUAUUAAUGUUAGA